CACCUAGAUCAGCUUCCAUAGUCCCGCACCUCCAGCAUGGAUCGCUGUCAGCGGCUGUUUGUCCUCCUGUUGGGAUGCGGUUAUCUGUGCUGUGGAUACUGUGCUGUGCUUAAAACGCCUGUCAUGGGGUUCUCUAAAGAUGUGCAACUUGGACAAAAAGCAGAAGAGCCAGAGAAGCAGCAAGUGAAGAAGAGCGAGCAGGAUACGCUGUCAGAGCACAUGCAGAUGCUCUACGCCAAAUACACCAGCGCGGGAUUCCCUCUCAAAGACGGAAACACUGUCCGCAGCUUCAAGGGCCAUUUGGGAACCAUCAACAAUAGGCAGUUGCAGAUCUUUAACCUCACAUCCCUCACCAAGUCUGAAGAUGUUCUCUCAGCGACGCUGCACUACUACAUUGGUGAUCUUCACAACAGCAGCCACAGAUGCUCAAAACACAAGAGCUGUGCUCAACACAACCUCAGAAGACAAGCUCACGUUCACCUUGACGUCUGGAGCUUCAGCUUAGUGAAAAACACAACUAGAACCAUCGGCCAUUUUCCAAUCAACAUCUCCACGAUGCACUGGGACUUCAUAUCAUGGCAGUGGAAAGACAUCACUCGUGUGGUCAACCAAGCCAAGCAUCACGACCAGCUCCUCAUAGGCAUUAACAUCAACUCCAGAGGGCACCAACCCUGGAAGAAACUCUUGUCAGACCGAUCUCCUUACAUUCUAGUCUACGCAAAUGACUCAGCCAUUUCUGAACCUGAAAGUGUGGUGUCCACCCUUCAGAGACACAAAAGCAGACUGUUGCCCAAUCUUCAUAUGCUGGAAUCGCAUAACCGCAACGCAUCCGCACAACAUCGAAGCAGACGAUCCACCAACAUCCUCCUUCCACUGCAGAACAAUGAGCUCCCAGGUCCAGAGUACCCUUAUGAGAUCCCUACAUGGGAUGAGGCCAGCCCUUAUGAUCCGAUGGAGAGCAAAACUGUCAAGCGGCCCCGCAAGAAGCCUCGCAAGAACCCACGACACAAGAACCCGCUCCUGCAGUUCGAUGAGCAGACCAUUAAAAAAGCUCGCAAGAAGCAGUGGAACGAGCCCAGGAACUGUGCUCGCAGAUAUUUAAAGGUGGACUUCGCUGAUAUCGGCUGGAGCGAGUGGAUUAUCUCACCAAAGUCGUUUGAUGCGUAUUACUGUUCUGGAUCAUGUCAGUUCCCCAUGCCAAAGUCUCUGAAACCUUCCAAUCACGCCACCAUUCAGAGCAUCGUGCGGGCAGUCGGUGUGGUGCCGGGCAUCCCGGAGCCCUGCUGUGUGCCCGAAAAGAUGUCAUCCCUAAGCAUUCUCUUCUUCGACGAAGACAAGAACGUGGUCCUCAAGGUCUACCCUAACAUGACAGUGGACUCCUGCGCCUGUCGGUAAACCCCCACCCCACUCUCUUCCUCCAGCCUCCCUCCUUUAAAACUCACUCCCAAUGUUUGCACUGGAAGAAAGACUGAAGAUGUUUCUUUCACCAUUCUUGAAGAACUGUACAGAUGUGAGGAUCGUGAAGAACAUACGCUUUUCCAGAAGGAAUUCCUUACUGUUUCGCAGGAGGCUUGAGAUUUGAGCAAAUGAAGAGACUGUUUGUCUGUCUGUCUGUGUUUGUUUGUUUGACCAGGACGUUCUCAUGUUUCUAUAACCUCAGCAGUUUAGCAUUUAGGGAUAAACAUUUGCUGUCACCAUCACGUUUCUGUACAGUUCGUUUAAUCUGUCAUUAUUAUUAUAGCUUUAUUUUUGCUACAGAGGCAUUGAUUGACUCUCUAUGUUCAUAUUCUAUGGCUGCUAUACAUAGGUAGGAUUUACUCCAGAGGCCAAAUGUGCUGAAAAGUGGACCUUUGGGGUCGAAAAAAAAAGAAAAGGAAUCUCUAUUUGUUACAAAAAAUAGCCUAUAUAUAUAUAAAUAUCAAAGUGAUUACUUAUACAAGUUACUUACAGUACAUAUUCAGUUUUCCACAUUAAGCUUAAAACAGUGUUUAAUUUCUGUGUGACUCUGUUUUGAAUGUCUUCAAUCGUCAUAAAACAUAUUUAUUUUUUCCAAAAAUGUCCAUUGUUACGAGCCCUUAUGUAAGAGUGUUACAGCACGUUUAAGUUUUGUUUAAGAUGCUUGCAUUUGUAAAUAUUAUGUUUCCGUCAGACCUACUAAUACAAGGUUACAUCCUUACAUAUAUAUGAAUAUGUUUUAUUUUAAUGUUGGACAACUAUUAUUCUGCCGUUAUUCGAAGAAAGCGUUUGAUUUUAAGAAGCCACCACUGGUUUUAUGCUUUGCAGAUUCAGUAGAUCCAAAAGCAUGGAUCUUUCUUAAAAAUAGUUCAGAAAUAUGAACUAUUAUUCACAUCUAAAAUAUGUAUACUGUAUGAUGAAUGCCAAUCCAGAUGCUAUCGUAUUAGCAGUGAUAUGUUCAGGAAGGUAGUUAUGAAAAUUGUAUGUUAGCUUUUGCCUUAACACAACGAUGCCUAUAUAAAGUGCCUUACCACAUGAAAACGUACAUUAAAUCUAGUGAAUAUUCUACUACAAUAUUUAUAUUUCAUAAAGAUGACUUAUGUAAAUGUCUUAUUUUGAAAGGAUUUUUUCAGAUUAUUUGGAUAAAAAUGUGACGUUUGUUCCAGUAAUGCUUUCUGUCCACAUUUUGUACUGUUGAAAUUAGCAUAGAUUACACAUCUCAAGCUGCAUGUUCAUGAAUGGGGGCUAGUGGGAUUGAUUUUUAUUUUUUUUUUUGUGACGUUCAACCUAUGGACUACAGAGAACGUAUAUGUAAAAGUGGGCUAUUAUCUUAAUAUAUAACACAUACGUCGAAACACUAUGUAAAGCACUCCUUUAGCAUUUGUGUAAUAUAUUUUUGGGAAGGCCUCCACCACACUGUGUGUUUUGUAAAUGUUAUUCUGUAGGUGAAAGGAUGUGCUUUGUAUGAUAAGCUUCAUAAGAAAUUAUAUUUGUAUAUGGAAAUGACCUUUAAAAAGCAUUUAUUUAUUUUCUGUAUGAUGCCUUCUGUGUCUUAUUUUUGUGAAGCGCAGAGGGGCUUCAUUAAAUAUUCAUUGAGCUUUGCUGCGGAAAGGUUAGACAGGGGUGCAAAAGGAAGCAGUCGCAUGUCGAAUGAGUGAAAAUGCUUAUUUUUGUAACACGUCUCCCGAGUUGAAAGGAUCCCUUUUUAGCAAGGAAAACUCAAUAAAGUUUUAAGAAUUAUG
Danio rerio (zebrafish) is the source of this 3197-nucleotide messenger RNA. RefSeq names its product bone morphogenetic protein 3 (gene bmp3). The record is from RefSeq and is marked provisional. Gene Ontology annotation, biological process: cell surface receptor protein serine/threonine kinase signaling pathway; osteoblast differentiation. Lineage: Eukaryota; Metazoa; Chordata; Actinopteri; Cypriniformes; Danionidae. Gene Ontology annotation, cellular component: extracellular region. Gene Ontology annotation, molecular function: growth factor activity; cytokine activity.